GUUCCUCGAAUUUGGAGGAGCUCCACUGGUUAUUAGAGCGUACCAUAUUGGUUCGACGCCUGAAGGCCGAUGUAGAGCUAGAAUUACCUCCUAAAACACGUCAAAUUGUUCACAAGGAGUCUGAAGAACUUUAUGGAAUUGCACAAAAAUCAAACGGGCAAAUGAAAAAGGAUGCUGAAAUGAAAGGGAAAGCAUUGCUGGUGCAAAUGUGGGCCGAGACUGGUCGUUCAAAAGUUCCUGCGAUUCAGGAGUAUUUAUCUGAGAUAUAUGAAAAUUCAGAAAAGAAAUUUAUUGUGUUUGGACAUCAUUUGGAGGUUCUUGACGCUAUUACUGAUUAUUUUUCAGCCAAACUUAAUGCUAAAUUUAUUCGUAUUGAUGGCGGUACUAAUCAGCAACAUCGUCAAGCUUUAUGUGAUCAAUUUCAAGAAGACAAAAAAACGCGGAUAGCUGUUCUUUCCCUUACGGCGGCUAGUACUGGUUUAACACUUCAUGCGGCCGAUUUGGUUAUAUUUGCAGAAUUAUUUUGGAAUCCGUCCACUUUAUUGCAAGCCGAAGAUCGCGCACAUAGAAUUGGACGUCGAGGUAGCGUUGAUAUCAAGUAUAUGCUUGUUAAAGAUACUUCAG
This is a messenger RNA of Racocetra persica, 624 nucleotides long. The record is from the annotation of a GenBank genome assembly. Lineage: Eukaryota; Fungi; Glomeromycota; Glomeromycetes; Diversisporales; Gigasporaceae.